AUGGGUGGAGUGAAGGAGGAGACGUCAAGAUGGAAGGAGGAGGAGGAGGAGGAGGAGGUUGUGGUGUUGGUGGUGGUGAUGGUGGAUGUGAUGGUGAGGGUGAUGGUGGCUAUUGGCGGGGAGAAGAGAAUGCAAGUGGAAGAGGAUUGGGGAGAGGAUGGUGGAAUGGCGUGCGGCAUGGCAGACGGUGGAUGUGUGCUCAUCGAUCGGGCAAGACACGGAGGUACUCAACUCCUCCUCCCCUCCUCCUCUUCCUCCUCCUCCACCAUCGAUAACAACGACUAG
Molecule: messenger RNA, 285 nt
Organism: Hydatigera taeniaeformis
Lineage: Eukaryota; Metazoa; Platyhelminthes; Cestoda; Cyclophyllidea; Taeniidae
Source: the annotation of a GenBank genome assembly